Molecule: messenger RNA, 661 nt
Organism: Hibiscus syriacus
Lineage: Eukaryota; Viridiplantae; Streptophyta; Magnoliopsida; Malvales; Malvaceae
Product: glutathione S-transferase DHAR3, chloroplastic-like
Exons: 5
Coding region: 55-606 (183 amino acids)
Biological process (GO): protein glutathionylation; ascorbate glutathione cycle; cellular oxidant detoxification
Molecular function (GO): glutathione dehydrogenase (ascorbate) activity
Source: RefSeq, a predicted model, not a curated record
CUGUUUUGUGUGUUGCAUGGUUCAGGCCCCUUUUGCCAAAGGGUAUUGCUGACUAUGGAAGAAAAGCAUCUUUCUUAUGACAUGAAAUUGGUCGAUUUGGCAAACAAGCCGGAAUGGUUCUUACAGAUCAGUCCUGAAGGGAAGGUUCCAGUAGCAAAGUUUGAUGAGAAGUGGGUUCCUGAUUCUGAUGUAAUUGCACAGACACUGGAAGAGAAGUAUCCCGAUCCACCAUUGGUUACCCCGCCAGAAAAGGCAUCAGUUGGUUCGAAGAUCUUCUCCACAUUUAUUGGUUUUCUUAAAAGCAAAGAUCCCAGUGAUGGAACAGAGCAGGCAUUGCUGAAUGAAUUAAGCUCAUUUAAUGAUUAUAUUCAAGAAAAUGGCCCUUUUAUCAAUGGGAAGAAGGUUUCUGAAGCAGACUUGUCUCUCGCACCAAAGUUAUACCAUCUUGGGAUUGCUUUGGGGCAUUACAAGAAAUGGUCUGUUCCGGAUACACUUCCCUAUACAAAAUCUUACAUGAAGACAAUCUUCUCAAUGGAGUUGUUCGUCAAAACACGUGCAAGUCCCGAUGAUGUAAUUGCAGGUUGGCGUCCCAAAGUAAUGGGCUAAUUCUUUCUACCCUUCUCCCCAAAAUUUGAUGUAAGGACUAAGGAUGUAUAAUAUU